Messenger RNA from Budorcas taxicolor (takin), 3030 nucleotides. RefSeq names its product G protein signaling modulator 1 (gene GPSM1). The coding region runs from base 13 to 2031 and encodes 672 amino acids. Lineage: Eukaryota; Metazoa; Chordata; Mammalia; Artiodactyla; Bovidae. The transcript has 14 exons. The record is from RefSeq and is a predicted model, not a curated record. Gene Ontology annotation, molecular function: protein binding; GTPase regulator activity.
UCCCCCGGCCCCAUGGCGGGCCCGGCGCCUCCCGCCGCCGACGAGCUGCCCGGCCCGGCCCGGCGCCUCUACUCCAGGAUGGAGGCCUCGUGCCUAGAGCUGGCCCUGGAGGGUGAGCGGCUGUGCAAGGCGGGAGACUUCAAGGCGGGCGUGGCCUUCUUUGAGGCCGCCGUGCAGGUGGGCACCGAGGACCUGAAGACGCUGAGUGCCAUCUACAGCCAGCUGGGCAACGCCUACUUCUACCUGAAGGAGUACGCGCGGGCGCUGGAGUACCACAAGCACGAUCUGCUGCUGGCCCGGACCAUCGGUGACCGCAUGGGGGAGGCCAAGGCCAGUGGGAACCUGGGCAACACGCUCAAGGUGCUGGGCCGCUUUGAUGAGGCCGUCGUCUGCUGCCAGCGGCACCUGGACAUCGCCCAGGAACAGGGGGACAAGGUCGGGGAGGCGAGGGCUCUGUACAACAUUGGCAAUGUGUACCACGCCAAGGGCAAGCAGCUGUCCUGGAGCGCCGCGCAGGACCCAGGGCACCUGCCACCUGCUGUCCGCGAGACGCUGCGCCGGGCUUCCGAGUUCUACGAGAGGAACCUGUCCCUGGUGAAGGAGCUGGGUGACCGGGCGGCCCAGGGCAGGGCCUACGGCAACCUGGGCAACACCCACUACCUGCUGGGGAGCUUCACGGAGGCCGCGACCUUCCACAAGGAGCGCCUGGCCGUCGCUAAGGAAUUCGGAGACAAAGCAGCGGAGAGGAGGGCCUGCAGCAACCUGGGCAACGCCCACGUCUUCCUGGGGCGCUUCGACGUGGCCGCCGAGUACUACAAGAAGACGCUGCAGCUGUCCCGGCAGCUCAAGGACCAGGCGGUGGAGGCGCAGGCCUGCUACAGCCUGGGCAACACAUACACGCUGCUGCAGGACUACGAGCGCGCGGCGGAGUACCACCUCCGGCACCUGCUCAUCGCCCAGGAGCUGGCCGACAGAGUGGGCGAGGGCCGGGCGUGCUGGAGCCUGGGGAAUGCCUACGUAUCCAUGGGGAGCCCAGCCCAGGCCCUGACUUUUGCAAAGAAGCACCUGGAGAUCUCCCAGGAGGUCGGGGACCGCAGCGGGGAGCUCACGGCCCGCAUGAACGUGGCGCAGCUGCAGCUGGCUCUGGGCCGGCUGGCCAGCCCGGCGGCCACGGAGAAGCCAGACCUGGCCGGCUAUGAGGCCCAAGGAGCCAGACCCAAGAGGACGCAGAGGCUGAGCCCGGAGACCUGGGACCUGCUGAGACUACCCCUGGAGCGGGAGCAAAAUGGAGACAGCCACCACGCGGGGGACUGGCGGGGGCCCGGCAGGGACUUGCUCCCUCUCCCCGUGAGGAGCAGGAAGUACCAGGAAGGGCCCGACUCGGCUGAGAGGAGGCCGCGGGAGGGCGGCCACUCCCCACUGGACAGCGCGGACGUCCGGGUGCAGCUGCCUCGCACAAGCAUCCCCCGGGCCCCGUCCUCCGACGAGGAGUGCUUCUUCGACCUGCUGAGCAAGUUCCAGAGCAGCCGCAUGGACGACCAGCGCUGCCCCCUGGAGGACGGCCAGCCCGCGGCCGCUGAAGCCACAGCCACCCCCACCCUGGAGGGUCGGGUCGCCCAGCCCUCGCUGACGGCCUCCCCACAGACCGAGGAGUUCUUUGACCUCAUCGCCAGCUCCCAGAGCCGCCGGCUGGAUGACCAGCGCGCCAGCGUGGGCAGCCUGCCUGGCCUGCGCAUCACCCACAACAACCUGGGCCACCUGCGUGGUGAUGGGGACCCCCAGGAGCCAGGGGACGAGUUCUUCAACAUGCUCAUCAAGUGCCAGUCCUCCAGAAUCGAUGACCAGCGCUGCCCGCCCCCGGACGUGCCACCCCGCGGCCCCACCAUGCCCGACGAGGACUUCUUCAGCCUCAUCCAGAGGGUCCAGGCCAAGCGGAUGGAUGAGCAGCGGGUGGACCUCGCCGGGAGCCCGGAGCAGGAGGUGGGCGGGCCCCCGGAGUCCCGGCAGCAGUGCCAGCCCGGUGCCAGCUAAGGUGCCCGCAGCCAGGCCUGCCCCCCACCCCCCAGUCCUGGACGGGGCUGGGGUGGGGUGUGCUCACCAACAUCCAGGAUGCUCACGGCCCCCUCCCCACCAAGAAGCCUCCCUAGGCUGCGGCUGAGGGCAGGCUCUGAGCCAUGCGGCCCCGCCCACUGCGCCGGACGCCGGGCACCCAGCCCCCUCUGUGCCCCCUCCCAGGGCAGCAGGCUCAGGCCGGGGCUCGCUCCUGUCCUGCGCCCGCCCCACGCGGUACGUGGCUUCCCGCAGCCCUGCCCUCGCCCUCGCCCUGCCCCAGGCCGGCCUUCAGCAUGUCGGCUCCAAAGCCCAGGUGCUGUCCGGAUCCUCUCCACUCUCUCCCUGCCCCCUGCCUGGCCAAAUGUGAAGCCCCGCUGCCCACCCCCCCCACCCCCAGAGACGUCUCUGAAGCCUCCUCUCUGGGGCCACCAGUGACGGGCAUUUCUGUUUUCCGGAAGCUGGCCCCGGUGUGCUGAGCACAGGCGUGCCCGCCCCAACUCAGCCUCACCCCUGGGAGGGCCCCUCCCAGGCCCUGUCCCGCUUUCUGCCGGGGCUGGAGGACGAGGACACACGGAGACUUGGCAAGCCUGCAGCCUGAGAGGGCAAUGCCCCCCCCCAACGCGGGUCUCUGGGCCCCACCAGGCAUGUCAUCAUGAGCCCACAGGGUUGGGAGGCCUGCCACCUUCCUCAACUCCAAGCCCAGGAGCCCAGGAACUGAGCUGGCCUGGUUCUGGGCAUACCAGCUGGCAAAGGUCCACCCCACUGGCCAUCAGCAGGGCGGGUGGAGCAGCCAGCCCCCCCACCCCGCAGGGCGAAUGACAUCACCCCCUUCUGCGGGGUGAGCCGCCCUAGGGGUCGGGCAGAAGACAGGCCCCUUGGGAGACCGCCACCAUCACGGGCACAAGGGGGCCCCUCCUCUUGGGUGGCACUCUGCCCAGCCCCAGGGUCCUGCUCGGCAAGUGCAAGGAGGCCACUGCA